AUGGCUACCCCUAGUGUCCUCGCUUUUGACGCUGAGGGUCGAGCCAUUGACUCUGAGGUCUGGGUCGACGACCUGCAGCUGUUCUUACAGUGCGAUAGGGCGGACGGUCUUUCCCUCUUUGACCUCACCUCUGGCGCCUCUCCUGCCCCUGCUGCUGAUGCUGACCCCACUGUUCGCUCUCAGUGGGCCACCCGCGAUGCUGCUGCACGUCUUGCUGUGCGUCGCCACCUGCCUACCACUGAGCGCGCGCACUUUAGUCAGUACAAGAGUGCUCAGACCUUGUACGACGCUGUAGUUGCGCGCUACUCUUCCCCUGCCACUGCUGCCCUGAGCCGCCUCAUGCUACCGUACCUCUUUCCUGACCUUGCUGCCUUUCCCACUGUCGCUGACCUCAUUACGCACCUCCGCACUAGUGACACUCGCUACCGCGCCGCCCUUCCUGCUGAGUUCUGCGCCAAGAACCCCCCCCCCAUGUACAUCACUCUCUAUUACAUAGUCACACGCCUCCCUGACUCCCUUCGCGUAGUCAGGGACCACUUCCUCUCAGUCUGUCCCACCACUCUCACUGUCGACCUCCUCGAGAAGUCCCUCCUGGCGGCGGAGAAGAGCAUCGUCGCUGUAGGAGCCUCUCGUGGUGACCCUCGCACCCCCAUCUUUGAGGGGUGUUCUCCUUCCCCCCUGCUGCCCUCUGUUGCCUCUGCUGCUGCUGCCGACCUGCUUGGUCUUGAGUCGGUCUGCGCGGCGUCUGCCCCUAGCGGGAGACGCCGCCCUGGCAGGGGCAAGGGGGGCAAGGGCGCGGGUGGAACUGGCGGGGGCGGUGGAGGUGGCGGUGGAGGCGACGGAGGGAGUGGGGGUGGCGGUGGGAGUGGUGGCGGGGGCGGUGGUGGCGGUGGCAGCAGCGGAGGAGGAGGCGGUGGUGGCGGCAGCGGUGGGAGCGGAGGCAGCGGUGGUGGUGGAGGUGGAGGCGGCGGUGGCGGAGGGGGUGGAGCUGGUCGGGGUGGUGCCCCGCAGCGUAGCGGCUCUGGUGGUGGCCAGCGUCAGCAGCAGCAGCAGCAGCAGCGUUCGCGGGACAUCCCCCCGCCCCAGCAGCUCCGUGAGUGUGAGGAGGGUGACUGUUACCGGUGUUUCCCGCCCGACCCGGGCAUUGGUACUGCUGCGCUAGGUACUUCUGCGGCUGCUGCUCUAGGUGCCAGUGCGUCUGCACUCUCAGGUACUGGUGAGGCUGCGCUCUCAGGUACUGCGUCGGCUUCGGCCUCCCUCACCUUCACGCUUGACUCAGGGGCUUCUCGCUCCUUCUUUCGAGACCGCACCACACUCACGCCGCUUGGCCGGCCGGUUGCAGUCUCCCUGGCUGACCCCUCUGGGGGUCCUGUCCUCUCUCACUUCUCCACUGUCCUCCCGUGUCCGGCUGCCCCCUCGGGCACCUUGUCUGGUCUGUACCUCCCCUCGUUCUCGACGAACUUGGUGAGUGGUGCUGACCUGCAGGAUGCGGGGGUUCACCAGUUUACUCCUGCGAGUCAGCGGGUGACCCACUGCUCGGACGCCCGCACAGGCCGACACCUGGCCACGUUUUCGCGUCGGCCGGGGUCGAGUCUCUACACCCUGACCACUGAGUCUCCUCCUGUCCCUGCGUCUGGCCAGGUAGCUGCGUCGGGUCAGGUGUUUGCUGCUGCGUCCAGGUCUGGUCCUGAGUCUGCCCCCUGCUCGUGUCGCCGCCUGUCUCAGGAGACUCUCCUGUGGCACCACCGUCUUGGCCACCCCUCCUUGCCUCGUCUUCGGGGCAUGGCUUCCCGUGUCCUUGUCUCUGGUCUUCCCCGGUCUCUCCCUCCCCUUCCUUCGGGACCCGGACCUUCCUGUGUCCCCUGUGUCGAGGGGCGGCUCCGGGCUGCCCCUCACUCCUCCCAGUUUCCCCCGACAGAGGCUCCUCUGCAGACGCUUCACAUGGACGUGUGGGGCCCGGCCCGCGUCCGUGGGCAGGGUCACGAGCGCUACUUCCUGCUGGUGGUUGACGACUACUCGCGUUACACCAUAGUCUUCCCCUUGCGCAGCAAGGGUGAUGUCACUGAGGUGUUGAUCGACUGGAUCCGCGCAGCUCGUCUCCAGCUCAGGAGGAGCUUCGGCUCGGACUUUCCUGUUCUGCGUCUGCACUCUGACCGAGGUGGAGAGUUCUCCUCUGGCCUUCUGCGAGCCUACUGUCGUGCACGAGGCAUCCGCCAGACCUUUACGCUUCCGGACUCUCCACAGAAAAAUGGGAUUGCUGAGCGCCGCAUUGGCAUGGUCAUGGACGUCGCUCGUACGUCCAUGAUGCAUGCGGCUGCCCCCCAUUUUCUGUGGCCGUUUGCGGUUCGGUACGCGGCGCAUCAGAUCAACCUUCACCCCAGGGUCUCCCGGCCGGAGACCUCCCCAGCUCUGCUGUGGACGGGGAAGGUCGGCGAUGCGUCUGCGUUCCGUGUCUGGGGAUCUCGGGCGUUUGUCCGCGACUUGUCUGCGGACAAGCUGUCCCCUCGUGCUGCUCCCUGUUUCUUCCUCGGCUUCCCCCCUGACGCCCCAGGGUGGCAGUUCUACCACCCCUCCUCUCGUCGUGUUCUGUCCUCCCAGGACGUCACGUUCGACGAGUCAGUCCCCUUCUACCGCCUCUUCCCCUACCGCACUCCUUCCCUCCCCCCGCCACCGCACUUCCUUGUGCCAGGUCCCCCCCCGGUAGACCCCCUUCCCCCUCAGGGUCCUGCCCCUUCAGGUGUGUCCCAGGUAGAUGCAGUCGAGCCGGUCGAGGUUGCUGGUGACUCUGGUCCUGCUGCGGGUGCUGAGCCUGGGGGUGCUGACUCUGGGGGUACUACGCGCGUGGGUGCUGAGCCUGGGGGUGCUGAGCCUGGGGGUGCUGAGUCUGGGGGUGCUGAGCCUGGGGGUACUGCGACUGGGGGUGCUGAGCCUGGGGGUGCGGAGUCUGGGGGUGCUGAGCCUGGGGGUGCUGCGACUGGGGGUGCUGAGCCAAGGGGUGCUGCGUCUGGAGCUGCUGAGCCUAGAGCUGCGGAGCCUGCGGCCACUGGACCUCCCCUUGUGGCGUCUGGCGGUGCGGGACCUGGCGGUUCUCCGGGUGCUUCGCCUCGGCGGGAGCCCCUCUCUCCACAGGAGCUGCGCGAGUGGUUUGCUCGCCGCUGGAGACGUACUGCUGGAGCUGGAGCUCCUUCGGCUGCUGAGGGUACUUGUGCCGCUGGUCCCGGAGCUGCUGGGCCCUCGGGUCCGCCUGGAGCUGGAGCUGCUGCGGGUGUUGGUGCUGAGACUGCUGCUGUCCUUCCUGGCGGUGGUCCUGCUGCGGGUGCUGCUGGUGCUGCUGGAGGUCCUGCCGCUGGAGGUGCUGUUGGCGCUGGUGCUGCUGCUGAGGGUGCUGUCCCUGCUGUGUCUGGAGUCGCCGCGCGGCCUCGGCCGUACUUCGUUCCGCUCCUACAGCAGGUUCUUGGUCUUUCUCCUCCUGCAGCGUGUCCACCGCCUGUUCAGUCACAGUCCCAGUUAGAGCCCGCCUCCCCACUUCCUGCUCCCUCUCCUUACACUGGUCCCACUGGAGGUCUUGCUGAGCGUCGUGAGCCUGCGUCUCGUCCUGCGUCGCCUGUUCGUGCUGCUCGCGCUAGUGGUCGCGGUUCGCGUCAGCGUCCUCCUCCUGUCCCUGGCACGCACCGGAUGUCUUUGCGUCCGUCCACUGCUCCUCUGCGUGCCCCUUUGCCUUCUCCUCCUGAGUCCUCCCUUCCUGCACUUACCGACCCAGAGUCCGACUCUCUUCGUGCUGCUAGUCCUACUGUCACACGUCUCCUUGCUACUGUCGUCACUGACCCCUCUUUUGAGUCCACUGCUGCGUCUGCGCUUGUUGCUGAGCUCGUCGACUUUGCUGCUCGCUGUCGUCUAGACUACGCUGCCGGUCUUGUUGCUGAGUCUGCGUCUGUCUGUCCUCCGUCCGUCGGGGGUGAGUGUGCUCUUGGCACGGACGUCCUUGAGGACAGGCAGGAGGAGUUCCAGUGUCUGGCUGCUGCUUCACCUCAUCUCGCGUCCGUACUACUUGCCCCUGAGGGAGACCCGGAUGCACUAGACAUCCCGACUCCGCGCUCUUAUGCGGAGGCCGUAGAGGGUCCCUACUCCUCUCAGUGGCAGGCAGCUAUGGAUGCAGAGAUGGCGUCCUGGAAGUCCACAGGCACCUACGUUGACGCGGUGCCCCCUCCUGGGGCGAACAUCGUCAGUGGCAUGUGGAUCUUCAGGGUGAAGCGGCCGCCGGGCUCUCCACCUGUCUUCAAGGCGCGGUACGUCGCUCGUGGCUUCAGUCAGCGGCAGGGAGUUGACUACUUUCAGACCUUCUCUCCCACCCCGAAGAUGACCACUCUUCGGGUGCUGCUGCACAUAGCCGCUCAGCGCGACUACGAGCUCCACUCUCUUGACUUCAGCACUGCUUUCUUGCAGGGUAGCCUGCACGAGGAGAUCUGGCUGCGCCGUCCACCUGGCUUCACUGGGACUUUCCCUCCUGGCACCCAGUGGAGCCUCCGACGGCCAGUCUACGGUCUCCGCCAGGCACCGCGUGAGUGGCACGACACACUGAGGACUACGCUUGCGGCUCUUGGGUUUGCUCCCUCUACUGCUGACCCGUCGUUGUUUCUGCGCACCGACACUUCUUUGCCGCCGUUCUACAUCCUCGUGUACGUCGACGACUUGGUCUUUGCCACAGCUGACACUGCUGGACUAGCCUACGUGAAGUCCGAGCUGCAGAAGAGACACACGUGCACAGACCUGGGUGAACUGCGCAGCUACCUUGGCUUGCAGAUCACUCGGGACAGAGCACGCCGCACCAUUACCUUGACUCAGUCACACAUGGUGCAGCAGGUCCUUCAGCGCUUCGGCUUCACGUACUCCUCGCCUCAGGCCACUCCUCUGUCUACUCGCCACUCGCUCUCAGCUCUGCCUUCGGAUGAGUCCGUAGAGUCGAGUGGCCCGUACCCAGAGCUUGUUGGCUGCCUCAUGUACCUGAUGACCUGCACACGACCUGACCUUGCAUACCCUCUUAGCAUUCUUGCACGCUAUGUUGCUCCUGGGAGACACCGACCAGAGCACAUGGCUGCAGCGAAGAGGGUGUUGCGCUACUUGUGCAGUACGUCGGGCAUGGGGCUAGUGCUUGGAGGGCGGAGUCCAGUGGUCCUCACUGGGCACGCGGACGCUUCUUGGGCUGACGACCAGGCUACGCAGCGGUCGUCGCAGGGUUACACCUUCAGUCUUGGUUCCGGCUCUGUCUCGUGGCGGGCUACUCGCUCGUCCUCUGUUCUCGGCUCCAGUUGUGAGGCUGAGAUCUACGCCGGGGCCAUGGCUGCACAGGAGCUUCGCUGGCUCACCUACCUGCUGACUGACCUUGGAGAGCAGCCUCGUUCUCCUCCAGUGCUGUACGUAGACAACAAGGCCAUGCUGGCCUUGUGUCGAGAGCAGCGCUUGGAGCACAGAACGAAGCACAUUGCUCUCCGUUACUUUCUUGCUCGUAAGCUGCAGCAGCGUGGUCAGUUGCGACUUGCGUACGUGGCCUCUGAGGCCAACACUGCUGAUGUGUUCACCAAGGCACUUGCGCCUUGUGACCAUCAGCGCUUCUGCACUCAGUUGGGUCUUGUACCUGUCUUGCCUCACUUGCUCUCCUCUUGA
Molecule: messenger RNA, 5661 nt
Organism: Closterium sp. Naga37s-1
Lineage: Eukaryota; Viridiplantae; Streptophyta; Zygnematophyceae; Desmidiales; Closteriaceae
Source: the annotation of a GenBank genome assembly